CGUUGAUAUGGGAGACUUGUAUGUACCUGUUCUGUAUUCCGUCCUAAUAAACCAGAGAUUUUUUAGUCAACAGCAUUUAUUCCCGCAACGCCAUCGACUUCUAGCUACAAUUUCUACCGCAUUCUCACCAUGGUGGACUGGAGUGAUCCUGACUUUGAAGCAGACUUGGUGAUGCUUUCAGUGCAGUUGUUGUAUUUUAUCCUCGGCUUAUAUAGCUGGGAAUAUAUGCGUUCCUCACACGUGGAGAUAGCAUUGCUUCGGAGGCAGCUUUCAUUUCGAUGGGCUUUGCUCUCGUACAUUACCGCCCGAUUCAGCUUCCUGAUCGCGACCGUUUUACUUGCGACGCAAUUUAGUCCUUUCGCCACAAGAGUUGAUUGCCAGAGCAUAGAUACCCUCGCCCUCUUCGCAACCAACGUCGCCAUCGGUUGCUCCACAACAAACCUGAUGAUCAGAACGUGGAUUAUCUGGGAGACUAGUUGCCUGUUGCGCCUUUUGCUGGCCCUCCUCUCUCUAGGUCAUUGGACGCUGCUUGCUCUCUUCGUUGCAACCGCUCGUGCAUCCACCACAAACGGGGUGUGCAUGAUCCAUUUUGUCAACCCUGCAUGUCUCAGUGCAGUGAUCAUAUAUGGCAUGUGCUAUGAUUUGCUACUUUUAGUCUUUACCGUCGUUGGACUUUGGAGGAUACCACCGUCUUCUACGCUGUGGAAGACGCUCGUGAAACAAGGGGUGAUAUACUUUAUCGUCAAUCUGGUGGCGAACAUCGUUCUACUGGCCCUAUAUCGCUUGAACCUGAACCGUAGUCCUGUCUUGCUGCAUUGUAAAUGUGCCUACUCACUUCGUAUCGGUAGCUAUUAUGGGUUCCAUUUCUGCGGUGCCUGCGGCAUGCACCUGGUCAGGACUCUUGUCACGACUUCCAAUUUAUACCCAUGACUAACGUUUCAUUUUUAGCACGAUUGCAUCAAGCCAGGUAGUCCUCUCACUCCUCCGUCCUUCGUCAAAUUAUGAGAGCGACUGCACCUCGUCGGUUAAUGCGUCACCGCUAACGA
Molecule: messenger RNA, 1046 nt
Organism: Suillus paluster
Lineage: Eukaryota; Fungi; Basidiomycota; Agaricomycetes; Boletales; Suillaceae
Exons: 12
Coding region: 130-930 (266 amino acids)
Source: RefSeq, a predicted model, not a curated record